AUGUACCAUGGUGUUGUGUUGUUACACCACAGUGCUAAGUUGAUGUACCAUGGUGCUGGAUUGAUGUACCAUGGUGUUGUGUUGCUACACCACACUGAUAGGUUGAUGUACCAUGGUGUUGUGUUGCUACACCACACUGCUAUGUUGAUGUACCAUGGUGUUGUGUUGUUACACCACACUGCUAGGUUGAUGUACCAUGGUGCUGGAUUGAUGUACCAUGGUGUUGUGUUUCUACACCACACUGCUAGGUUGAUGUACCAUGGUGUUGUGUUGUUACACCGCACUGCUAGGUUGAUGUACCAUGGUGUUGUGUUGCUACACCACACUGCUAGGUUGAUGUACCAUGGUGUUGUGUUGUUACACCACACUGCUAUGUUGAUGUACCAUGGUGUUGUGUUGUUACACCACACUGCUAUGUUGAUGUACCAUGGUGUUGUGUUGCUACACCACACUGCUAUGUUGAUGUACCAUGGUGUUGUGUUGCUACACCACACUGCUAGGUUGAUGUACCAUGGUGUUGUGUUGCUACACCACGCUGCUAGGUUGAUGUACCAUGGUGUUGUGUUGUUACACCACACUGCUAGGUUGAUGUACCAUGGUGCUGGAUUGAUGUACCAUGGUGUUGUGUUGCUACAUCACACUGCUAGGUUGAUGUACCAUGGUGUUGUGUUGUCACACCACACUGCUAGGUUGAUGUACCAUGGUGUUGUGUUGCUACACCACACUGCUAGGUUGAUGUACCAUGGCCCUGGGUUGAUGUACCAUGGUGUUGUGUUGCUACACCACACUGCUAGGUUGAUAUACCAUGGUGUUGUGUUGCUACACCACACUGCUAGGUUGAUGUACCAUGGUGUUGUGUUGUUACACCACACUGCUAGGUUGAUGUACCAUGGUGCUGGAUUGAUGUACCAUGGUGUUGUGUUGCUACACCACACUGCUAUGUUGAUGUACCAUGGUGUUGUGUUACUACACCACACUGCUAUGUUGAUGUACAAUGGUGUUGUGUUACUACACCACAAUGCUAGGUUGAUGUACCAUGGUGUUGUGUUGCUACACCACACUGCUAGGUUGAUGUACCAUGGUGUUGUGUUACUACACCACACUGCUAGGUUGAUGUACCAUGGUGUUGUGUUACUACACCACACUGCUAGGUUGAUGUAG
Molecule: messenger RNA, 1161 nt
Organism: Ylistrum balloti
Lineage: Eukaryota; Metazoa; Mollusca; Bivalvia; Pectinida; Pectinidae
Exons: 1
Coding region: 1-1161 (386 amino acids)
Source: RefSeq, a predicted model, not a curated record